GCAGCCCGAUCAUGAUAGAGUAGAUGAGUGCAAUCCAAGAAACCGAUGCGCAAAUAGGUAGGGCCAGCACGGAGGUUGCAACUACAGGAGAUGAACGUUACGAUAUGGCCAUGUUGAUUCGAUACACACCGUCGUGAAGAUGUCGGCUCUAGGUGGCGGAAGAAUCCCCAGACCGGAUUCUAACCAGCAAACGAAGCGGCGGAGACUUGCAGGCCCUAAUGCGGGCUCGGUUGACUCCGAUGGUUUCCCGCCUCACUGGUCUACCAGUCGCAGCCCCCGGACCAACGUAAAUCACUUUUCGAGCGUCUCACUGCACAAUGGCCCCGCUGGCUAUCAUUUUUCGAACAACAGCAGCCAGCAGACCAAGAACUCUCUCUCACAGUUUCGGAGCGUAGCGUCUUCGCAAGAUGGGCUUUCUGAAGACUUCGUGGGAGGUGAUAGUGCCCAGAACAAUGCCAAUGCGUCCGGCUGUGGCUUCGCAGGACAAAAUAGCAGCUUUCUUUUCGCGUCAAGCGCUGAACAAUACCACGAUAGAGAUCUUGGUUUCUCGUCAGCCGCUGAUAGCAAAGACUCGGGCGAUCAUGCCAGGGCGAUGGCAUCUUCGCACCAGGGAAACAACAAAGCUGGCACGGCAGCAGCAACCAAUGCGUCUGCGGGUGGAUCUCGUAAGCAGGGCGUGGCAUCCUCAAGGAAACCGGUAUCAUCUUCGAAAUUACCUUCAAUGCCAGGAGGCGGACAAAAUCGAGGACGAGCUCCGAAAAAGAAAAGCAAAACUACGACCACCAGCUCGUUGAGCAGCCUCUUGUUUUUGGACACUAGGGACGACUUGGAGGAGGAGUCGAUUUCUAUCGUGCCGGCAGACGUUCGCGGCCGCCCGUUUUCGCCUGUUGAUGACGAUGGCGAUUUUAACGACGAGGAUCACACAACUACAUUUACAACCACAAGGGUCUCCGCGCACGCCUCGCUCCAUGCAGCACUGGACCGAGUGGAUAUGCAGGCCGAGGCCAUCAUCGCGCAGCAUCAGCAACAGAGGAGAGCACUAACCCGGGAGCAGCAGGGAGAUAAUUAUCUGCAGAGUAAUUACAGUUCGCAGUUUUCUUCGACAAUUUUCACGGAUAACGAGCCCAGCAAGCAACUUUCUGACCAUCGAAACAACUCGAAGACACUGUCCGGCGGGGGUAGCCGAAGAAGCGCAGGAAGCAGCCGCGGUGGUGCUAAAAACAAGCAUACCCGAGGUGCUAGCCAGUUCGCGAACCGCUCCCGGAGUGGAACAGCUGGACAGCUGCACCAAACGAGCACAACAAACUCGAACGAAAACGAGUCAACCUCCCUACUCGAGCAGUACGACGCGUCCUUUUCCCGUUCCGUGUUGGCCGACCGCUUUCGCCUGGGGCCGGAUUACGGUAGGGACAAAUAUGGCUUGAAUUCCGUGAGCGAAGAACUUACGAUGGAUCGGGUGGACCGGGACCAAUUUGACGUCGAUUUUCCAAUCUUUCGCGACUCCCCGGACAAGAAACGCGUUACUGCGAGCGGAGCGUUUUCGAAACGAACGAAGAUCGAACAGGAGAACAGUGCGGCCACGUCGCGAAAAUUUCGAUUACUGCAGGAGUUGCAGCCGCCCCCGCUCUCUGCGUUUUCGAAGUCGCAGCUCCACGGGUCGUCGAUCGUCUCCACGCAGGCCGCCGGCGGUCCUUCUUUGUCGACGAUGCUAUCCUCGUCGUUGUUGGACGCGGGGGCCACAAUGGCGACGGUUGUGACGGACCAGUCCCUGAUGUUGUCGCAGUCACAUUUAACAUCGCAAAGAGCGAUGUUGAACAAUGGCGAAGGAAGUUUGAGCCAAAGCUUACUUGACGUGGAUUCUCAAUCGAAAUUGUUGCAGAACAAGUCAUCACUUGGUGGAAGCAAAGAUCAAGAAGAUCACCCCCUGCUCCCGGAAGAAGAGGCCGGUGGGUCCUCAUUGCUGGGGAACACGACGAGCAUGCUGUUAUCGAACUCGAAAGUGUUGAAUAACGAGUCGACGCUUCCAGAGCUCUCCUCCAUGUUGAAUGAGUCUUCCAUGCUGAGCAUCCACGAGAACAGCCUGGAAAUGCGAGAACUACCGGGUGAGCUGCAACGGGAAAAUGUCAGCGCUAGUAUGUUACAAUUUCAGGACCAGGAGGACAACAGCCUCUUCCUGGAGGAGGGCGAGUUCCGAAGCAGCAGUAAAGGACCGCAUGGCCCAGAAAUGGUCAUGGAAUCUGGGCAGGAACAGAAGGAAAUGAUGAAGGUCGUGUCUGUAGUUGAGCAGCAACCAGGACCUGUAGUGGACGCACAUGCAGCAGGUUCUAAUCCGAUGAAGCAAAACGUGUAUGCUGGCCAGAGCAGCGCCUCCCGUCAUGCUGGUGCUCUGAGAUCGCGUCAACAAGCACAUCACCUAGCCCAUGCACACGCCACGAAAAGCCGUCAUCGCCCGCACAGCCAGCAGCAGGCAAAGAUUUGGGGCGGGCGUUCGUUUUCGCCGCAAAGAGGCCCCCCAUCGCGCGCGCGCACCGGCGGAUCUUUGCGUAACGUGCGAAGCAGGCAGAACAAUGCCCGAACCCUACCGAGGCUGCAAGCAGGCACAAGUGGAGGGGCCGGACGAAGAGGAGCGAAAAGGCACAUCAAUGCGACGCAGCUGUCCUCCUCCCAUGCGCUUGGAUUCAACUCGGAUCAACCGGAUAUACAGCCGCAUCUCCAAUCACUGGUGAAGGAAAGUCAAAGCAUUGAAAACUCAAGCCUGGCGCUGGCGUCUCCGUCGAUGCAGGACGACGACAUACGGAAGUUCGAGCCCGAUACGCUUUCCCCCGCGAACCACACGACCAAAGUCACCACGUUCCGGGACGCGGGCAAGGUGUUCAGUCGGGAGCGCUUGGGGCUGGGUUCUGCGCAAACACCGACGACGGCGGGCGGAUUCAACCUUUCUCGAGCGCCCUCCAGCUCUUCCAGUGCCACGUCCGUUCCCGACGCAAGAACAGUCCUGUCGCGGAGCAUGCCGCGCAGCCCAACCAACAUCCGCGCUGGGUUUGACAGAAAAAUUCCACGGCAUACGUUGACUGCAUUUGGCGAGGUUCUAAGACCGGGAACGAGCCACGAGCAGUCUGCGCGCCCGGUUUCCCAAUCUAUGAGCCUGGCCUGGCAGCAGCGCCCGAGAACCACCACGGAAACGAGUCGCUCCCCGUCGAAAAGCAUAGACGAAACAUCGAGCGUGUUCCUUCCGGCACGCGCGACACAUGCCCCCCGGCCCCGUGGAAAGCGCGGAGCUGCACUUUCUGGCGACCAGGAUGCAUCCCUCGCAGACGUGUCUGGUUCGGCGGACGCUAGUGUCAUCGAGGACCACUUUCCGAUGCCAGCCGCCGGCUGUAUCGACGUUCUUCGGACCGAAGAUCUGCGCACCGCUUAUCGAAAUCAGCUAAGCUCGCGCGAACGCGAGGGAAUCGCCUUGGCGGAUGACCACCUAACGCGCUUUGCGCAGGUUGAGCAGUGGCGGACCGACUUGCUGCGUGCCACGUCUCCACAAGCUGUAGCUGCGAUGGAAGAUGACCAACACGCGUUGACUUCUGCUUCCUUACGGAAGAAAUCUCCAAGUCCUGUGAAAGUAGCUACGGGCAGUCGCAGCCAGAGUCGUGGUGGAGCGAAGGUGGAGAGUGCAAUUGAGUAUCGUCACUUUGCUCCGGACGAGGGCGAGACCACAAAUUUCACCGCCCCGCCGAAAAGCCGUGACGGAUUGGUUCUGCCGCCUGUCUUCAACGAUCACCACCCCGCACGCGACGGUCUCACUUCCUCGCACAGCAAGAAACCACAGUCAUCCGAACGAGGGUCCAGCCGCGGAUCCAAGCGCAGUUCCUUCUCGCAGGUUCGAAAGAAGGCCCAGCCGCUGUCCCCCAAGGAAGACAUUUACGAGCACGAGGCUUGUCUAGAGGGAGUGCCGUUGGUCAAACGUCUUUCGGGUAGAAGCGAGUCUGAACUUUCAGAAAUCACAGCGGCUAGACAGAAAAUGGACGCAGCCAGUAUGGAAAAUGCAGCCGCAGAAGAAUUUUCGGGAACUGGGUUUCACCUGCUGCAAGAAAAGCCAACGCAAGUGCAUCAGUCUCAAGAGCGGGCAGCACUACAAGAAACCGUUCGUUCGCCAGUUCCAGUUGGUGUUCAACCUGCAUCAACAUUAUCGCCUUCUCCAGAACUAGUGGUCGCCACCGCAAAAAGUCCAGAACCUCCCGUGCCGAAGAUGACACCACCGAGAAGUUCGCCAAAAGAUCGGCAGGCACGCAUCAUCGCGAUGAUGGAGCAAACGCCACUGCAGGAGAAGCGUAUGCAGGUUGCCAUGGAAUCGCCGGUAAAGGGGCUGUUUUUCGAUACUAACAACCCGCUCCCCAGUGUCCGAGAAAAGGAGGAGAAUCUGCGUCGAGCGGUGGAGUUUGCCAAGAACGGCUUCAGCGGCACUGCUGGGGAUACUUUGCAAAGUACCGUGGCCCCUGGCGAUCUGGAUUCCCUCACAGCGACGGCGGUGACGUUGAAGUCUGGCAGCGGCGAAGAUUCAGAGACGGACUUGAAUCAAACCGACGUCGAAACGCUGACGCACAAAAGUGCGGCUGGUGGCCGCUCCUCGGAUCAUGGGUACCAGGUUGUUCCCACGCGAAGGUCGGUUAAAAUCGAGGAGUCCGCGUCGCUGCAGGGCCGAGGGGGGAACGGACUGAUCUUGACCGAUUGGCUCCAAGGUUUGUACGACCGAAUGCAGCGCGGUGGCUCUUCCUCCUCCAGCACAACAUCUGGUGUUCCGAAACAAAACCUGAACCCCGUGGAAAUUUUGGACCGUGUGGUGUUGGAAGAUUGUGUGCGGCGGGUGCACACGGUCGCGAUUGAGGCCACGGACACGAAGCCCUCCCGGUACGAAAGCGUCGUGAAGGACCGCAUGGUGAAGACCCGGGCUACGACGCUGCUCGGCGGCUCGCUUGUCGGGGAUGGCGAAGUGGACAUGGGCGACGAGUUGGACGUGGUUACCACCUACUACGACAAGUACUAUCUCCCUGUCGCCAACGCCUGUGGUAACUCUUUACCGGAAGACGGGGCUGUCGUGGCGGCGGGGGUUAACAAUGUUGGACGCGCUAGCGCUGCUGCUGCUGUUGCAGACGACCGGUGCUCACCCUCACCCCGUGGUCGCAACGAAGUGAGGAAGGCUGCUCAACAUCAGCGAAGGAACUCCGCUUCCAACUCGGUCUCCCCCCAGAAGCGACGCAGCGUGCACCACGAGACCGUCCAUCAGCAGGCGUUGGGAAUCGGGAUUGCAAAUGUGGAUCAGCAAGCGCUGGCCAGCAGCAGUAGUGCGAGUGCUUCUCGACCACCAGCAAGAAUUUCUGCCCGGUCUGCAGCUCCGCCAUCGCAAAUUUACGCGAUGGACACGCGGGCCUGGUUGUUUCUGCACCGGUUGGCGAAGCUGGGCGCUCUAGCAACGACGAGUGAGGAGGAAACGGUGAGUCGUUUCUUCAACACCGCGGCAGAAAGCCGUGAGCACAGUCCCGUGCGCGCAGCGACAGGCGUCGGCGCGUCAACGCCAGCAAAGAAUGUGCAGCUGGAGGUGCAAAGCCAAAGAAGCACAAGCCCGAGGAAGGCUAUUGGUUUGAUGAUGACUGCGGCCCGCGCGAUGACCCCGAUGGCAAUCACACCAAAACCAAAGGGUAAAGUACUUUCUAUAGUUUUUUCUUCUACUGCUGGGGUUGAUUAUCCAUCGAUCUGCAGUCUGUUUUUCUGGAUUAUUAGCAGCUUCUUGAACUCUAGUUUUUCAUGCUCACUGAUAUGAAUUCGAAUCGCGUACUGCCAAAUUUCAUUUCGUAGGCCCGAAGUUGCAUCUUCGUUCCGCCGGUGGUCUACGUCGUUGGCGGGAACGUCGAUACAUUUGCAUCGGUGUCUUUCUGGAAUCUGCCAAUCUGCUGAUCCGUGCGCACAUCGAGCGGGCGAUUGCCGCAGCGCAGUUCUCGCAGAGAAAAACCGAGGCGAUCACGGUUUUGCAGUCGUUAGCCUACCUGGCGCAGUGCAAACAGGAUCUAGCGAGAAAACGCAUAGUGAAUUAUCCAGCCCUGGCGUCGGCUCCCCACACCUCUGAUGCAGGGAAGGGCGAUUUUUGCACCAGGGUCGCAUUUGCUGGCUGCGCAACAGCAGAUCCGAAGAACAAAAAGCGGAAGAGCGAGAAGUUGAACAUGACACGCGAUGUCAACUACACGACGACUUCCGCUGAAGUGACUGCGACGGAAAUCGAAACAACAGACGUGGACGGAAAUACGAGUGAUGACGAUGUUGAUGAACUCAGUUCUGCAAGGCGAUCACAAACGCAUCAGACUGCUGUUGAGUAUCUCGAAAAAACGUUUCAGGCGCAUCUGGACUCAUCCACUGAUGUGGAAAAGCAGAAGUUUUCUUUUCGCCUUGCAGGAGCAACGGACAACGAAACGACAACGGCUUCGGAAGAUGAAAAGCAGAAGGCGGGUCUCUGCGCGCAAAAUAAACUCGGGGUCUUGUACAGGAGAGACGUCGCUCCACAUGCGGACGGAGGCACACAACAAAGCGCAGCGAGUGUCGCUUACAUGUGGCGGCCACCCGGUGCGGCUGGUGGGGGUCUCGAGAGCCAGCAAUUGAUGUCCCUGCAAGCCAGAAGUAGUACACCAUCUGCCUCCGUCGACUUGACGAAAUGGCUAGGGAUGACGUCGCUAGCCACACCAGGAUCUUCUUCCAGCGGGUGGGCCGGCGAUAGGCAAGGUGAAAACGGCAAUCUCAAGGAAGAGGCUUCUCCGCUACCGACUGACGCUCCUGCGGAAUUCGACCCCAGACAGUGGCGGCGUCACAUUAUGCGACAGUCAGACGCGAUCUACGAGGGAAAAGGGACCGGUUCGCGAUUUGGCGCGCCAGGCUCCUCGGGGAUCGUGACUUCCUUCCGAAAACAGUUCAUCGGAAACUGGCCGCAUCUGCAUCUCAAUCCGGUUCACUACAAGGAUUACUUCUAAAUCAUUGCGUCUUGUUUGCAUAAACUAACAAGCAGCCGUCGUAUGUUGUGUGGCGCUGUAUCCAAUUUGUUUUGGAAAUGUACAAACUAUUUUAUCUUGUACUUCUACUUUACGAUCGGAAUCAGAAAUUGAAUUUUGAAGUUUCACACUAACUCAAACCUAAAAUUUGAAUUUCACAGCUUCACUUGGGUGAGAAUCAAUUUCACUACGAAUUUCCAUGUCAGCGAUUUUCAGGCCGCAGAAGUUUUUUCGUUUCAGCGAAUUCAGGACUCUCGAAACGUGUUUUACGCGAUGCCAAGUUACGAAGGCUUUCCAUGUCUCAGUCACUGUACAAAGAAAUAGCAGAA
Molecule: messenger RNA, 7351 nt
Organism: Amoebophrya sp. A120
Lineage: Eukaryota; Dinophyceae; Syndiniales; Amoebophryaceae
Source: the annotation of a GenBank genome assembly